Molecule: messenger RNA, 651 nt
Organism: Ordospora colligata OC4
Lineage: Eukaryota; Fungi; Microsporidia; Ordosporidae
Product: cyclin
Exons: 1
Coding region: 1-651 (216 amino acids)
Biological process (GO): mitotic cell cycle phase transition; regulation of cyclin-dependent protein serine/threonine kinase activity
Cellular component (GO): cyclin-dependent protein kinase holoenzyme complex; cytoplasm; nucleus
Molecular function (GO): cyclin-dependent protein serine/threonine kinase regulator activity
Source: RefSeq, a predicted model, not a curated record
AUGAAAAGGGUGUUUGAAGACAUCACAAAUGUGAGUCGAAAGAACAUUAAACUGACGAUACACAAGUCGGAACACAGGAGGAAACUCUUGAGAUGGCUCUAUGAGGUUGUUAAUGACUUUGAGUACUCGCAGGUAACUUUUUCCAUUGCUGUGCUUAUUUUAGACAGGUAUGUAGAGAUGUGCGGACUUGAUCUUACAAAGUACCAACUGGUUGGUAUUUCUGCGCUCUUUUUGGGCGCCAAACUAGAAGAGAAGCACCUUAGGACGGUGGAUGAUUAUGUGCUUGUUACGAGCGAUUCGUUUCUAAAGCAGGAGAUCCUUGACAAAGAGGUGGAAAUGCUCAAGGUUCUUGAGUUUGACAUGAUCAUGAAGCUUCCACAUUGUCUUCUCAGAGAGGCACAAAUUGAAAAGAUGUCGGAGAGAUAUAGCAUGAAGCAAAGACAGGAGAUAUUUUUCUGUGCAUUUUCAUAUUUAAUAGAGAAAAACAGCUGUAAAUGGAAUGCACUGCAACUGUAUACUAAAGGGAUCCAUGAGGCAUCUAACCUGCUUGCUGGAUAUGAGGCUGACAUCGACUUCAAGUUUUAUCUUGAAAACAAUAGAAUAAUUAAAGGCAUAUUUAUGUAUUCAUUAUAUCGAUUGUUUGAUAUCUAA